CGCCGCGGGUGGCGCUGCGGUAGGAGCCGGUCAGAUCGGCGCCGAGGCCAACAUGGUGAAGUUCGGUCUCCAGGUGAAAGCCACGCUGGAAAAUAUCAGCAAACUGCGGCCAGAUGGCGAGGAUUUCCGCUGGUACCUGAAGCUGAAAUGUGCAAAUUGUAGAGAAGCGUCCGACAAGUGGCAGUACAUCUCGCUAAUGGAGAGCGUCCCGCUUAAAGGAGGGAGGAGCAGCGCCAGCAUGGUGCAGAAAUGCAAACUCUGCUCAAGAGAAAACUCCAUUGAUAUCCUGAGGGACACGAUCAAGCCUUACAACACCGAGGACAGUGAGAGGUUUAAGACAGUCGUGCACUUUGAGUGUCGAGGGUUGGAGCCGGUGGACUUUCAGCCUCAGGGAGGUUUCGUCGCAGAAGGGGCCGAAUCUGGGACACGGUUCAGUGAGAUUAACCUGCUAGAGAAGGACUGGACUGAAUAUGAUGAGAAAAUCCAGAAGUCUGUGGGAGUCUAUGAAGUUACUCAUCAGUUUGUCAAAAUCUGAACGCGAAUGUGCACCGACUGACACUGAUACAACCCAAAGCAUCUGUGUGAUUGCCGUUGCCUGCGGUUCUGCCCACUCCUGAACUGUUGCCGUGCCUUGUGUCAGGGUAAAGGACAUUUGCAGGAUAUCACCACCCGGUUGCCAGUCUGUACUGACUCUCCGCUUCCUGGCUACAGCGAUAUUAAAACUGCAUUUCCAGCUGAAA
This is a messenger RNA of Callorhinchus milii (elephant shark), 740 nucleotides long. RefSeq names its product CXXC motif containing zinc binding protein (gene czib). Lineage: Eukaryota; Metazoa; Chordata; Chondrichthyes; Chimaeriformes; Callorhinchidae. The record is from RefSeq and is a predicted model, not a curated record. Gene Ontology annotation, molecular function: zinc ion binding. The transcript is spliced from 8 exons. Bases 53 to 535 code for a protein of 160 amino acids.